This is a messenger RNA of Mugil cephalus (flathead mullet), 2702 nucleotides long. RefSeq names its product DEAH (Asp-Glu-Ala-His) box polypeptide 32a (gene dhx32a). Gene Ontology annotation, cellular component: spliceosomal complex; intracellular anatomical structure. NCBI's taxonomy places the organism in Eukaryota, Metazoa, Chordata, Actinopteri, Mugiliformes, Mugilidae. The coding region runs from base 282 to 2531 and encodes 749 amino acids. The transcript is spliced from 11 exons. Gene Ontology annotation, molecular function: RNA binding. The record is from RefSeq and is a predicted model, not a curated record.
GUGAAUGCGAAGCCCUGUGUGCACGUCAAAACACGUGUGAAGCCACGCUGAAGAGAAAUUACGCACCGGUGCGCACUGCGCGUCAGCAAAGCUCCAGAGAAGUAGGACAACUCCAAACUUUUAGGGGCUUAGUAAAUAUAACUUGGAAGCUUGUGGUCGUUACUAUUUAUCACCUAACCCUAUGUGAAAAUAGGAUGAACUAAUGGACCUGUGGACCUGAGGUAGAAAAGAUAAAAAAAAAAACCUUUGUCUGCCCUCACCCGGAUCAAUAGAUAACUGUCAUGUCGGAGGAGAAUAGUUCGGUGGACGUUCACCCUGACAGCGAGGAAUGUCCCGGAGAAGAUUCACUUGGCUUCGGAGAGGAUCUGGAGUUAAAUCAGUUCGACGGGUUGCCCUUUUCCUCGCGCUACUAUAAAUUGCUGAAAGAGAGGAAGACCCUGCCCGUGUGGAAGGUCAGGUGCCAGUUUGAAGAUGCGCUGGCGAACAACCAACUGGUUGUUGUGUCUGGGACGGCAAAGACUGGGAGGAGUACACAGAUCCCUCAGUGGUGUGCCGAGUUCUGCCUGUCGGCCCAGUACCGGCACGGUAUGGUUGUGUGCACGCAGACCAACAAACAACAGGCUGUAGAUCUGGCCUUGCGCGUCGCGGAUGAAAUGGAUGUCAACAUAGGCCAUGAAGUCGGUUACACCAUCCCUCUGGAGACCUGCUGCUCCUCUGACACUGUUUUGAGGUACCUCACUGACGAUAUGCUGCUGAGAGAAAUGAUGUCCGAUCCUUUUCUGGAGCACUACGGGGUCAUUAUCAUCGACCAGGCCCACGAGAGGACAGUCAGCACAGACAUACUGCUGGGUCUCCUCAAGGACAUCCUGCUGCAGAGGCCUGAGCUCAGAGUGGUGGUGCUCGCCGUCCCGCCCACGACCGACAAGCUCCUGCGACACUACGGAAGCAUCCCGCUCAUCAGCAUGGAGACCUCCUGUGCUGCUGGGGUGAUCCACAGCAACAGCAGCAGCAACAAAGACUACUUCUACUCGGCGCUGAGACUGGUGCUAGAGAUCCAUCGAACCAAAGAGAGAGGGGAUAUGGUCGUCUUUUUGGCUUCCGCUAAGGAGGUUCAGUUUGCCUACAGCAUCCUCCAGAAAGAAGGUACCAGGCUGGGGGCAGACCUAGACCAGCUGGUGCCCAUAGCCUUGUGCACACGCCAAGGAGCGCUGUUGCCUGUCCUGGCCCACCAGCCGGGCUCCACAAAGUCCAGGAGGGUGUUCCUGUCCACGCAACAGGGGGAGGAUGUGUGGUGGCCUACAGAGUCCGUGAACUUUGUCAUUGACACGGGAGUCCAGAAAAAAAUGGUGUACAACCCUAGGGUAAGAGCGAACUCUGAGGUACUUCAACCCAUCAGUCAGCGUCAGGCAGACACACGCAAGCAGCUUUCUGAACCAGCAGGUAAAUGUUUCUGCCUGUACUCGGAGGAAAGCCUACCCCUCGCGGAGAACCCCCCACAGAUCUUGGAGUCCAACAUUACACCAACAGUUCUCUUCCUUAAAAGGAUGGAGAUAGCCGGACUUGGGCAGUGCCAUUUCAUCGACAGACCAGAUCCCGAGGGGCUCAUGCAGGCCCUGGAGGAGCUGGACUACCUCGCAGCUUUAGACGACGACGGCAACUUGUCCGAAAUUGGCAUCAUCAUGUCAGAAAUCCCCCUGGAUCCUCAGAUGGCCAAAGCUCUGCUAGCAUCCUGCGAGUUCGACUGCGUGAGCGAGAUGCUGACCAUCGCGGCCAUGCUGUCGGCACCGAGCUGCUUCCUGGAGACGUCCGCCGGCGUGACCCACGACGCAGCCCUGUGCCACAGAAAGUUCCAGCACCCCGAAGGCGAUCACUUCACCCUCAUAAAUAUCUACAACGCCUUCAAACAAACCCAGAGAGAACAAUGCAUGCCCGUUUGCAUUUUCCCUGCAGACUUUAUUCUUGAGAAGUGGUGCCAGGACUACUUCCUGGACUACUCUGCCCUAAAAACAGCCGACGCCAUGCGCUCAGAGCUGACAGACACUCUGAACAGGAUCGAGCUCCCCAUUUCUGAACCCUCCUUCGGAACCAAGACCAACACCCUCAACAUAAAAAGAGCUCUGCUGGCUGGCUUCUUCAUGCAGAUCGCUCGAGAUGUGGACGGAUCAGGAAACUACUUCAUCGUGACGCACAAGCACAUGGCUCAGGUUCACCCGUUCUCCUGCUACGGAGCUCAGUCGCACAAGCUGGGGCUACCGGAAUGGGUCGUUUUCAACGAGUACACCCUGUCGGAAAACAACUGCAUGAGAACGGUCUCUGAAAUUUCCCCCCAAGUCUUCAUUGAGAUGGCACCGCUGUACUUCUUCUACAACCUGCCCCCCAGCGAAAGCAAAGAUCUGCUGCAAGACAUGUUGGAGCCGGAGAGGGCCAGAAGCCGCAGAGCCGAUAAAAGUCAAACCGCGGCUAUCGGCAGCGACAACGCCGGCGGGGGCGCUUCGGUGACGCAGGCGUACGACAGGUGUGCGAUUCAGUGAGCUGAACUCGGCACAUCUGGGUCGAAAACGUGCAACCAAAUGCAGUGACACUUGUGAGACAUUUGUAUUCGUCGCAUAGAUUUAAAAGGGUCACGUGUACAUGACUCCAUGUGCUGAUUUGUCUAUUGAGUUGAUGAAUUGUAAUAAGUAAAUACAUUUUGAACUCUUUCA